Aegilops tauschii subsp. strangulata is the source of this 2245-nucleotide messenger RNA. RefSeq lists its product as uncharacterized. NCBI's taxonomy places the organism in Eukaryota, Viridiplantae, Streptophyta, Magnoliopsida, Poales, Poaceae. The record is from RefSeq and is a predicted model, not a curated record.
AAUAUGAUUGUUUGAGCUGAAAUCUGAAUUAAUCGUCUUCACAUCUAUUGGGAUGACUGUCAUAAGGUCGAGUAGGACCACAAAAUAUUGUCUUUUGCAAAAAUUAUUUAAACUUUUGGUCAUUUUAAUGUUGCAGCAGAUAUGUCACGGACAAGAAUUAACGUUGUUGAAUCUAAUGAAGAAUAUAUGAUGGAAGAACAGAUCGAACAUCAUAAUUCUGCUGCAAAAGAUGUCGAAUCAUCCGAUGUCCAUGAAAGAACUACUAAUGAUGAAGAAGGCUUCACAGAUUGUGAUGACGCUAGAGUGGAUGAAAACGAAGAUGCUGAAAAUGCAGAAACAAAAGAGCGUAAGAAGAGGAAGCUGAAAUACAUUUGGAACCUUCCAAAAGGGAAAAGGAUAAUGGUUCGCUGCAAUGAGAUAGAUCAGCCAAUUGGAAAAGAGGCUAAACAUCUUGGGGAUUUUCUUGGCUCAGUUGCAAGGAAUGGAUCAUUGUGUUGCUUGAGCUACAAGGACUGGAGAAUGCUAAAAACUAAAACAAAUGUAAAGGCUAUACUAGAUCAAGUGAAGAUGAGGUUCCUUUACCCUCCUCGCAUGGAAAAAUAUAUAUUGAAGGUAAUUGGAGAUAGAUGGAGGCAACAUAAGUCCGAUCUGAAAGCAAUGUAUUUUGAAGAGAAAAAAAGCACCGAAGCCAAUUACAAUAAUAAACCAAAAUCCGUGACUCCGGAUCAGUGGAGAUCUCUAGUUAAUCAUUGGACAACCCAGAAAGCGAAGGGGAUUAGUGCUAAAAAUAGAAAUAAUUGUUCAAUGAGGAAGUCUACACAUACUAGUGGGACAAAAAGUUUCCCUCGUAAGAGGGAAGAAAUGAAAGAUGCAGAUCCUGAAAAGAAGUACCCUCAUAGGGCUCACUUGUUCAUGCACACGCACAAGCCAAAAACUUGCAAGAACAAAAUCAUUAAUGCUCAUGUGGAAGAGUUGAAAGAUAUUAUGGACAAGAACCCUGAAUUAGCAGAUAACAGCGGUGGAAAGACUGCAUGGAAAGGAGAUGCGUUGAACAAAGUAUUAGGGGAUGACAAGCCUGGCCAUGUACAUGGUUUGGGACUAGUUCCAAACCCAAAAAAACUUUUUGAUGUUUCCACUUCACGUGUAUUCCAGAAUACACAUUUUACUUCGGUGGAGGAUACACCAAAUGAAGAUAUGCUAGCUUUUAGAGUUGAAAUGGAAAAACUAUACCAAGUAAAUAAAAAUCAGGAUGCUAAAAUUAUGGAACUAGAGGAGAAGCUGAGAAGAAUGGAAAGACAACCAAAUCAGGAAAUUUCAGAUCCCAUGGCUACAAUUGGGCUUGAACCUUCGGUUGAUGGACACAACUCAAACAGAAAAAGAGUGCUUGCUCCUCCGGUUGAUGGACUCCAACUUGUUAAAAAACGAUCAAAUAAUUUACAGAACAAGCCAAGUGGAUCAAACAAUGCAGAUUUGCAACCAUCAAACAAGAAUUAUGUUUCAGAUAAGAACAAAGAAACUAUGGUUCAUAAUGGUGGCAGUGCACGACAACUAGAAAAAUGCUCUACUACACACAAGAAUGUUGUCCAGAACCAAGAAACUCCUCAUAAUUUCAGUGCUCAGCAAGGGGAAAUAAAUUCUGCUACACAUAAGAACAAAGAAACUUCUCUUGAGAAUGUUAGUGCACGUCAGGGAGAUAAAAAUUCUGCUGCAAACAAACGGACCAAAAAAACAACAAAAGGUGCCAAUGCAAGCAGUAAGAGUGCUCAAAGUGGUUCGCUGAGCUGGUUGGGUGCCAGUGAAUUACCUGCAGGAACUGAAGUAUUCUUGAAGAGCCUGAAAAACCAUAACAAGGAUGUAGCUCUUGCUACAAUUGUAAGUUGUGAUCCAAACUUUAAACUUGAUGGUGAUGAAAUUAGGAAUGAAUUCUGGGCGGUGCAUGUUGAUAUGGCACUUGUGAAAACUGAAAAUUUGGUACGGAGUCGCAAAAACUGCACUACUCUCGGCAAUGCAGAAAAAACAAAGAUUGCAUGGCCCUCAACCUUUAUUCAAAAGAUAAAUGGAUGAGUAUAUGGGUGGGUGGCAAGUGUACUGCAAUGAUGAUGUUGAUAUUCUGCUUCAUGAUGGCGACGAUGAUGGAUGCUUUCAGUUUUAGUUAUGUUCUCGGGAUGAUGUUCCUGUUGGAUGUUGUUCCUCGAUUAAGUUUUAGUUAAGUUGUUGGGAAGUUGAAUGCUUUGGUUUAAGUUUC